UGCAAUAAAGGCAGAUAGCGGACCAUGGGGAGCAGGGGAAAACUUUUUAUACUGACAUGUUAGCGCAAUGACUUUUUGAGCAACAUCUAACUGGGACGAGGCUCCCGGCGUGAGGAGGACAGGGCCCCUUUACGGGAAGAAUUCAAAAAAGAAAAAAAAAAGGAGCACUUGCCAUCUGCCGGGGAAAGCAAGACGGUUAAAGAGUUGAGAGCAGUCCAACAAACAGCGGUGGAAAAUCCAGUUUAGCCAUUUGAGUUGAAAGAUGAGCUUGUUGUCUGCCAUAGACACGAGUGCCUCCGUGUACCAGCCUGCGCAACUUCUCAACUGGGUCUAUCUUUCAUUACAAGACCCUCACCAGACCAGCGCCUUUGACGCGUUCAGACCCGAGCCCAACUCUUCCCACCCGGAUCUCAGCUUCAGCAAGCCUCCCGCAGCGGCGGACCUGAGCUCUUCCCUGAACUCCAACUAUCUCAACAACUUCUUUCAGCUGCAGCGAAAUGAGGCCUUAAACAACAACGUGUAUAAGAAUGUGUCACCCUAUGGCUCCCUUAACAACAUUGUGGAUGGACUCAACUCCCUGACGGACCAUUUCUCAGACCUUUCCCUUUCUUCAGAGCCAAGGAAACCCAACAAAAGACCCCCACCCAACUAUUUGUGCCACCUGUGCUUCAACAAGGGCCACUACAUCAAAGAUUGCCCUCAGGCCAGACCCAAAGGUGAAGGACUGACACCCUACCAGGGGAAGAAAAGAUGCUUUGGAGAAUACAAAUGCCCCAAAUGUAAAAGGAAGUGGAUGAGCGGAAACUCCUGGGCCAACAUGGGACAAGAAUGUAUCAAGUGCCACAUCAAUGUCUAUCCACAUAAACAGAGGCCUUUGGAGAAGCCGGAUGGCCUGGAUGUGUCCGACCAGAGUAAGGAGCACCCACAACACCUGUGUGAGAAGUGUAAAGUCCUGGGCUACUACUGCCGUCGUGUGCAAUAAUCAUCUUAAUCCAGAGGCUGAGAGCAACGUUUGGAUCCCAAGUAUCGCUCAACCACCAUCGAGGCUUUUAACAUCUUCCCAACCCAGCACACGUCCAGGUUUUUCCUCAUCCAUGCCCUGCACAUAACAUGGAGUCCUUUCCUCCUCACAAGCCUCCAAUAUAGACAGUAGCUCUAAUACGCCUCUUUCUCCCUGAAGCCUUCCUUCCUUACAACAGCAAUGAAACCAUCAUUGAACACAGACUUUAGACACUGCAUUUCUUUUUCUAUGACAGUAUUGAGAAUUACACCCAGGAAUGAGAGGAACCUGAAUGCCGAGGAUCAAUCUUAUCUCUCAAAAGUAGUCUUCAUCGGAAAAAAAAAAAACAAAAAAAUUGCCAAAAUCUUUUUUUAAUGCCUUGUGUUUCAGAAACCACAUAACCCGAUUGAUCCAACUCAGUGUUUAACAACAGUAAAUUGUUGUAUCAAUGAUUUAGCACCAGGCUUGUAUUUCAUUGGUGUCGCUGACAACAUUGGUCUCAGUAGAUUACCUCACCUUGGGGUUUGUUGGCUUUGUGUUUACAGAGAUCUGCUUUUCCAUUUCCCUGCCAAGUGAAGUGUGUGGCGAUGUGAUGAACGUUUAACCAGGGCCUCUCACGAUGAUAUACGAGGCCUUUUGAUGCCGUGCCGUAUUAGGGUCAACAGCACAUCUUAUUAACUGUGAAUUAACUGAGGGAUAAUGUGCCAUACAUCCCGAGCUUACAUUUGGCCUAUUUAUUUUCUUGUUGUCAAGUGUGCAAUUUGAAUUUUAACUGGGACAUAAAGAAAUAUUUUUUUUUGUAUGUUUGUAUAUCACAAUAUUGUGUAACUGCUUCCACGUGUCUUUAGAAACUACUGUAGGUUCAGUUGUGUAGUCGCUCCUCGGCUAGAUUUAGUGCAUUGCUAACAGAUGAGGUUUCAUUCACCCUCCCUAGAGUAUUUUUGCUACCACACAAAUUCUCAAGUGCUGUAGUGUUAGGUAGAUUUAAAUGCUAGAUUAGUAAACGUGUCACUGUAAUUUCAAAGUAAAAGAAGGGUCAACGGAGAAGACGCUUUAGGAGCAGCUUCAGUAACAGUAACAUGCUGCCACACAUGUUUUCAUCAGUGUUGAAUAUUCUGUUUUCCAAAACAGCUUGCCACAGUUUGAUUAGCCUCAUUAAAUGUUACUCGACAGUUAAACUGUUCACCUAAAGCCUGAUAAGAGUGUAAACAGGGGUUUGUAAAAUACAAAUGAAACGUUUGAACGAGAUUCAGAAUGACGUUACAGUUUUAGUGCCAGUUGAUGCCUGGCAGCCUUAGCGGAGUCAAUGAAGCAAAAUGGAACUUUUCCAAGGGUUUGCACCCUUCAAAAACUAUAUCCAACAGCUAAUUGCAGUGAAAAGAGUGUCUAGAGGAAGGUGAAGCUUUGGAGAGCUGCAAUGAUUUUCAGGUUGGUUCAGAGAAAGAAUAUGAUUUGAAAUAGAAGGGAUGAUUUGUGAUGUGGUGAUGCUGAAGAUUUGUGGAUAUACUGAAAGUGAUUGUGAUUUAAGUUUACACUUGGAUUUGUUUUUUUUAUGGGGCCUACAAUCAUAAACCAUGUCUUUAAAGGAAGAGAAGUACCCAUUAUGUUUACAUACGUCACUGUGCAAAUCUAAAGCACUACAGAGGAAAUUAGUCGAGUUUUGACUUCUAGAAAUCUGCCUUCCAAGGAUCCUUGUAAUAGGAAUUGUGAACUAUUUUAUAUGUACUGUAUUUCUAGCCUUACAAAAGCUGGUCCAUUAUAUUUUAUACUGUAACAUACUGUAUGUGCCUUUAAAAUUUUUAACUAUCAUGACUAAGAUGCUAUUUGACAUUUUGAAAAGACAUGGAUUUAGGCUCAGAGGUGGAGCAGUAUACAGUAGACAACAGAACUGAGAACACCCCUGUAUGAAAUCACUUAAAUUUCAUAUGAUUUCAAGCUGUAUCCCCGCUCAAUAAUUGCAUUAUGUCUAAGUUGUGAUUUCCAGCUUGAGUGCAAAAGGUGUUGGGAAGACAAGAUUCAUAAAUGGCAUCAUUCCACAGUUUUUUGAAUAUGCCAAAACACUGGCUGACAAGAUGACUCCCAGUCUGCAGAAAGGGGUAUUUUAGUAUGAUAAGGAUUCAAAACAUUCGGCCAAAAGUUAUGCAAGAGUUUCUAAAAAAGAAAAAGAUUUUGGUUUUUUAAAGACCUGGCCAAGUACGUCACCAGACUUAAAUACGAUAGAACACCUUUUGGGUGUCUUUAAAGAGAAAGGUAGAGCAAUACAACCCCUCCAGCAAAGAGCAGCUGGAAAAGAUUGUGUCUGAAGUGUAACUCGGAAGCAAUGCAAUUACAGAGAGGUAACUGAAUCUUUUCAGUGAUGUUGCACAUGGGUGUUCUCACUUCUGUUGUAUACUGUAUGAGCAUGUGGUAACUGUGAUGCAUAGCAAGUCUGAUGUAGGUUCAAGUUGUGACAAAGGACAAGCAAACGAUAAAGCUCCUCUAUUUGCGGUUGAACUGGCAUGGUGGGUGUUCGCCUUAAUGCAGUUUGCUGAGUUGGAGGCAUGGGCUGAACCAGCAUUUCCAGCUGGCAAUAACAAUCCUACUGUGGUCUGUUGUCAUGGAAUAUCAACAAAGAUGUUAUUUCUUAGUCGAUCCUCACAACACAAUGAAGUUGCAUAUGAAACUGUGGACCUCACUCUUUGUUUUGUUAUCUGUUGUAGUUAUGUUUAUCCAAGAAACCGUGGGUUUUGUCAAAAAAUAUACAUGGUUACUUGCUUCGGUGGGAGUGGAUGAUAAUGGUACAUGACAGUGUGGGGAAAUUUAAUUAAAUUCCAUCUGUAAAGUUUAAAGGGCACUCCGGUGAUUUAGUAUUGCAGUUCCACCAAGUUGGGAGGCUUGCAAGAGACACUAAAGAAUAGUUCAUGCAGCUGAAGCUGACAUAUUCGCACUUAUAGUAUUUAGUGUGACUCACGCUCCAAAAAUGCAUUUUCAAUAAUGCAAUCUCAAUAGCAUCUUUCAGUAGAGUCCCCUGCCUGGAAAAAGGAUGAUAUUUUAAAAACUCUACACCCCCAGUUUGUAAUACAUAUUAUUUUUCUGAAAAAGUCUCUAAGCCUGAGUUGAGAUACCUCCAGAAGAACUUAUGCAACUGUUUUUACAGUCGGAGUUGUAUUCUCUGUGGUGGUAAACUGAACAUCGUGAGUAAAAUUGAUGGAGUGCCCCUUUAAAGGACAGAUUGUGAAUCUAUAUUAGGCCUAAUCUGAAUUAAAGCUUCUCCUUAUUGGCCACCACUGUUGGGAACAAUCCAUUUUUUUUCUUACUGUUAUCGUCUUUCUUGUGCUCCAUGUGAUGACACUAACUUUCGGAACCUUAUCGUCCACAUUGUACCACGUGGACGUAGUGAAAGGAAUAGAUACCAAUGAUGCCUUAUGAACUAACCUCAUAAUCAAAUAACAGUGUUAUUGUGAUUCACAGAGUUCUGGCAGAACAUAAAUGAGAAGUAGGUCUUGAGAAAUCCUGUCAGAGAGUUUGAUUCCGCCCAGAGACAUGUUAUGAGGAGGCCAUUUUAAAUGGCGAAUCAAGAGCCAAUGGAAGCAGCUGAUACAUUUACAAAAAAGAAGAAAUCUCUGCUUUCAGACGUAGUGUCUUGAAUUACAUAUACUUGACUUUUCUAAUACCUUUUCAGUUCAAAAUUGUUAUUUUCUAUGAAUGAGAUGUGUAUUUUGGAACACUUAAUAGAUGUUGAAAAUUUUAAAGCAAUCUGCAAAAACUCAAGAGUUAUUUCCCUGACAAAGAUAGAUUAUUUUAUGUAUAUAUUUGAUGGCCAUCAUUUUCAAUGAUAGUAGCUCUUUUAAAGUGUUAAGCAAUAUCAAAGCUUUUUUUGUGUGAAGAAGGGCCUAUUGCUGAGAAAUAAUCAAAGCUGGGAGUUUUUUUUUUCUUUGUUUUACAAUAAUCUAAAGGGUUAUCCUGCAGAAAUAUUUAUGGAAAGACUUUUUACAACACUUUUUGUAUAGAAUAUGCAACAAAGUUACACUAAGAAGGAAAUAUUGAUGUCUACAUAGAAUAUUAUUAAAAAAGCUGGUACAUAAUUAAUAACCUUUCAAUUAUAAGCCAUUGUAUUUUUGUGUUUUAGUUUAUGAUGUUAUCAGUUUUGAAUAACCCACGUUAUUCAGUUGCAUUGUGACUAAUUAUGAGCGGUCAUUUACAUCCACGCAGACGCAUGUAUUCGUUUUGUAAACAACAUUAUGAAGAUAUAUUGUGUUAACAUGCAGAAAUCUUGUUUUUGUUUUGUUUUUUUUCUUAAUUAGUGAUGGAUACUCACCACUGUAUAAGCACAUUAAACUGUGAGAUGUAGUUUGCUUAAAGCAGCGAUGACAAGAAACUAUUAUAAAAUGUUAUGGUGUUAUUAGUAGUAUUGGUAGGGAGUGUAUACUUUUGUCAAGAAAGCGUGUGUGACAAAGAACUAUUUUAGAGUUUGCAUGUGCAUGUGUUUGGUUUUGAAUGAAAUAUUCUUUUGUGCAAUGUAUACUUAUUUAAAUACUUUACAGUAGUUUGCUACAGUACAUAUUGUUUUUAACAUUAUAAGCAAAUUCUGAUUGUUAUUAGUCCUGAAGUAUUUCAUUUACCGCAAAUGUAGCCUGUGCAGAUAAUACGUAUUUACUGAAUGUAACGUGUUAACACUUAUGUGGUCAAGUUGGAAAGUUAUGUUUGUAUUCUUUGCUGUCUGUAUCACUUGAGAUGUUUGUCAUGCAGUAUUGCAAUAAUGUAAUAUUUGAAUUGGACAGAACGCAGGCGUGAGGUUGGGAAGACAAUGAUUCUGGGAAACAAGGACAGUGGUGGUUUCGAGAGUCGACCACAGGUCUGUUUUUCAUGUCCAUGAAACGGCAUUCCAAAAUGUGCCUUAUUUGUUAGUUGGGAAAACAUUUUAGUGCUUUAGUGCUGUUGAGAGUUUGAUGAAUAAAAGUCAUAUUGAAUUAAGA
Messenger RNA from Amphiprion ocellaris (clown anemonefish), 5955 nucleotides. It is a transcript of the gene zcchc24, whose product is annotated as zinc finger, CCHC domain containing 24. The coding region runs from base 263 to 982 and encodes 239 amino acids. The record is from RefSeq and is a predicted model, not a curated record. Lineage: Eukaryota; Metazoa; Chordata; Actinopteri; Pomacentridae. The transcript is spliced from 4 exons. Gene Ontology annotation, molecular function: zinc ion binding; nucleic acid binding.